Molecule: messenger RNA, 1129 nt
Organism: Mus musculus (house mouse)
Lineage: Eukaryota; Metazoa; Chordata; Mammalia; Rodentia; Muridae
Gene: Pdzk1ip1
Product: PDZK1 interacting protein 1
Exons: 4
Coding region: 238-783 (181 amino acids)
Cellular component (GO): apical plasma membrane
Source: RefSeq, marked validated
GGGCUCAUUCAAGGCAGGGCUGAAAAUGUCACACCUUUCCCUGGGAGCCUAGCCCCAUUGCCAGGAAAGGUGAGCUCAGAAGAAGACUUCUGAGGCAGAGUGAGUGUCGGAGAAGGCGGGGACUUUCCCCUUACUUCCCCAGUUCCCUGGGCCCACCCCCAGAACUGGUUUCUAAAGGGGUACCUUAAAUGCCAGUUCGUCGGGCUGGGCAUAAGCCAGGCCCGGCAGCUCAUUUCCAUGGGAGGAGGGCAGUUUCUCUUCACCAGUCUGCCAGUCCUUCCUCCCCGCCCUCUUUCCACUUCUGCCUUACCCAAUCCAACCUCUCCUUUAGAGUCAGACUGCUCUCCAGCUGAUCUCAUACAAACACCCCAGACCUCCAGCAGCUCCAGGAGUCAAAAACACCAGCAGUGGACCGAGGUCCUACAGCUGCCUGCAGCCAUGUUGGCCUUCAGUCUGCUCGUGCUGGGUCUGCUCGCGGAAGUGGCACCUGCCAGCUGUCAACAAGGUCUAGGAAACCUUCAGCCCUGGAUGCAAGGCCUCAUUGCUGUCGCUGUGUUCUUGGUCCUUGUUGCAAUCGUCUUCGCCGUCAACCACUUCUGGUGCCAGGAGGAGCCGGAGCCUGGGAGCACAGUGAUGAUCAUUGGAAACAAGGCAGAUGGGGUCCUGGUGGGAAUGGAUGGCAGAUACUCCUCAAUGGCAUCUGGUUUUAGGUCCAGCGAGCACAAGAAUGCCUACGAGAAUGUUCUGGAGGAAGAGGGCAGGGUCCGCAGCACACCCAUGUGACAAGCUUCUCUGUGGCCCUAGUCCCCAGGCUACAGGGAACAUAGAGUUGAUCCCCACCAUCUCACCCAGCCACUGCUCUACAGGAAUCUACUGAAACAAGCUGACUCCCUCACCUCUCUAGAAUCACAGUCAUCUCAGGCCAGGACUCAGACCAAGCCCAGCACACCAUGUGCUGUGACCCUGGGCUUUCCUGGGUCUUCUACCCAGUUCUGAGGAGCCUUGUGAAGGGUGGCUCAGCUCCUCCCCUCCCCUUGCUCCUGCAACUAUGGAAGUGGCUCUUAUUUCUGUGAAAUAAAGACUUUUUAUACUUCUGGGAUGGAGACUCUGACCCAGCUUCCAGGCUCUA